ACUGUUGAAGUAAAGAAGGUGCAGCGACCAGCGAGGAAAUAUAAGUUAGGGUUUUGGGUUUAGAAGCAAAGCAUAAUUCAAGCGAGAAAAUGGAGGGUGCAGAUGAAGGAGGGAUAGAAAGAGUUGUUGACUCUAAGGACUUACAGCAACAAAGCAAAGCCCUUGAUAAGCUCACUGAUCGUGUCGAAGAUCGCCAGCUCGAUUCCACUCGGGUUCAAGAGGCUAUGGCAUCGAUUGCUGCAUCUGCAGAAGCCGAUUGGAAUGCUAUGAGAAUGAGGGAGAAAGAAUUGGCUGCUGUUAAAAUCAAUGCUGCUGAUGUUGACAUAAUUGCCAAUGAACUAGAGUUGGACAAGAAGGUAGCAGAGAGAACCCUAAGGGAGCAUAAAGGUGAUGCCGUUGCUGCUAUUCAACAUCUUCUUCGCUAGAAAACCAUGGUGAUGAAUCAAAACAUUGUGUUUCAAAUUUUGUUGAGAAUGAUCAGGACACUUUUGGAAUGUGAACAAGAAAGUUAGAUUAUUUUCCUGAGAAAA
Messenger RNA from Hevea brasiliensis (rubber tree), 530 nucleotides. RefSeq lists its product as uncharacterized. Gene Ontology annotation, biological process: negative regulation of apoptotic process; protein stabilization. The transcript has 4 exons. The record is from RefSeq and is a predicted model, not a curated record. NCBI's taxonomy places the organism in Eukaryota, Viridiplantae, Streptophyta, Magnoliopsida, Malpighiales, Euphorbiaceae. Bases 90 to 425 code for a protein of 111 amino acids.